Histoplasma capsulatum G186AR is the source of this 1428-nucleotide messenger RNA. RefSeq names its product ribosomal protein S23. Gene Ontology annotation, cellular component: ribosome; cytosolic small ribosomal subunit. Lineage: Eukaryota; Fungi; Ascomycota; Eurotiomycetes; Onygenales; Ajellomycetaceae. Gene Ontology annotation, molecular function: structural constituent of ribosome. The record is from RefSeq and is a predicted model, not a curated record. Gene Ontology annotation, biological process: translation. Bases 167 to 604 code for a protein of 145 amino acids. The transcript has 3 exons.
AGACGCAGAGUGAGUAAGCCCGCAAGCGGAAGUCAGCGAGCCAAACUCCACCAGGCUUCCUGAUCCUCGACAUCGAACAAUCCCUCUCCUCAACCAGCCAUCCUGCUGCUUUCUGGCGACAUCUGAUUGACAUCGAACCCGAUCAAAAACAGAAUCACCGGCAAUCAUGGGAAAGGGCAAGCCUCGUGGUCUCAACGCGGCCCGCAAGCUGCGCAACCAUCGCCGUGAUGGCAAAUGGGCCGAUCUGACUUACAAGAAGCGUCUUCUCGGAACCGCCUUCAAGUCCUCGCCGUUCGGUGGCUCCUCUCACGCCAAGGGUAUCGUCCUCGAAAAGGUCGGUGUUGAGGCCAAGCAGCCCAACUCUGCUAUCCGGAAGUGCGUCAAAGUCCAACUCAUCAAGAACGGAAAGAAGGUUACUGCUUUCGUCCCCAAUGACGGUUGCUUGAACUUUGUCGAUGAAAACGACGAAGUCCUACUCGCCGGUUUCGGUCGCAAGGGCAAGGCCAAGGGUGAUAUUCCCGGUGUCCGAUUCAAGGUCGUCAAGGUGUCCGGUGUCGGCCUUUCGGCCCUAUGGAAGGAGAAGAAGGAGAAGCCAAGAUCGUAAACCGAGAAUAUAGAAGAUUGAGGGGGCGGAGAAACGAGGAUCUUGGUGCGUGUGUUGUGGUUCUUUUGCAGGCAGCUUGUGUGUUUUUCGUGCGUGUGAAUGCAGUCUAUCUGCACUGGCUUUAGAGAUAAAUGCCCUGGAACGAUUGGAGAAAUACUUUCUCCGUUUUAUGUUUAUUUACUUUAUUCCAAAAAUAAACCUCCUACAAAAAUUUACAAAUAUGUUUGCAGUGCAUGAUUGUGGAUGAAUGGGUGUACUUGGGAUGGCGGCUUCGUUGCUUGCCUGUCUUCGAACUUCACCAUUUGUUGUUGACAACAAGUGCUUGUUAAAGGUUGGGUCAACGUUGAUCUCCGUCGCCCGAAUGGUUAUUGUAUAAAACAAAUCGGCAUGAAAGAAGAGAGAGGUACAAAAGCCACUUGCUUCCCCUCAGCAAAGCCGCGGAACUCCAGCAAGCCCUUCACAGAUCACGUAGUCUCCGCAGUGUGCUUAUAUCCUCCCCUUCCUUUAAAUUCAUCUCCCUUCUCCCCAGUUUUCUUUGUCACCGACUGGAGUUUAUUAUCAACAUAUUGGUUUACUGCCUUCAUCAUCCUCAUCUUCCUCUGGCGAAUUCUGAUUCGGAUAUCAUCUUGGAAUUCACUUCAUUUCAUCGUGAUAAUACUUGCUUGCUGUCAUUUCAUUAUCUGGAACCCCACUUCAUGCAUUCCAAGCAUUCUUAAUUUGUUCCCUUCCCGGAUAUUAUUAUUCUCUGUUUCCCUUGUUUUUUAGAAGGCUAUGUCUUCCUUUCGGUAGUGAUCUGAAACAAUACGAUACAGAUAAGAAGGCGC